Messenger RNA from Plasmodium inui San Antonio 1, 3795 nucleotides. RefSeq lists its product as hypothetical. Gene Ontology annotation, molecular function: protein binding. The record is from RefSeq and is a predicted model, not a curated record. The coding region runs from base 1 to 3795 and encodes 1264 amino acids. Lineage: Eukaryota; Apicomplexa; Aconoidasida; Haemosporida; Plasmodiidae. The transcript has a single exon.
AUGAAUGUAACAAGCAUCAUUAAUCGCGAAAAAAGAAAAAGACAGGAGGAAACAAGUCAUGUUAUUAAGAAAAAAUUCAAGCACUGGAAUAUGUUAAAUUCUUUGGAAGUCAAUACUCAAAAUGGAAUUGCGUCCACUUCGUUCCGAACGAAGAAGAUACAUACAGAUGAGUACACACAAGAGGUGGUAGCGAACGUUGCGAACGUAGCAAGUAACCACUGUGCAAAGUACAAUGAACAGAUCGCCUUAGACGAAGCGAAUACCAAUGGAAUGUGUGAGUACACGCAAGAUGGCACUGCCCUUGUUCCCCUUUGUAAUAAUCCCGACUUGAGUUGGGCCCACCCGAACGAGUCGCAGUUUUAUUUGGAUGGCGCGAUGGGAGGCGGACAGGAAGAUUACAGACAGCAUGAGGAAGGGGAAAAGCAGGGCUGGGAAAAUGGCUUCAACACAAACGGGGUGAAUAAACUGAAGAGAACCAGGGGAAAGAAACCCACCAGAGGAGAGAUCAAGGGUAAUGAGAAGUCAAAAAAAAAGAAGAAAAAAAGGGAAAACGGAGUGAAUGCUAGCGAUAGCGGUUGCAGCGGCUCAAACGGUGGAAGCAGCAAGGAUGGUAUCCGCAGCAGGGGGCGCACGACCAACCGGAGAAACGGGAGCAACGGGAGAUAUCGUAGCAACUGGAGCAACCAAAGCAGCUGCUAUUGCAGCCCGCCCAGCAGUAGCUGUAGUAGCAGCUGCUGCGGCGACCGAAGUAGCGACUUCAGCGAGAGCCGCGGAAGCUACGGAAGCUCAAGCCUCGCCUCCAAUCGAGGUAGAAACCACAAUCGGCAAAAUACCAGCGAAGGUAAGCACAAACCGAGCAACGGCGACUCCAUAUGGGAAGGACUCCUAAAGAAAGACGUCAUCCUCCUCGUAAUCCAAGCCAUAAAAAACAUGGGUUAUAAAAAAUCAGCCAAACAUUUGGAGCUAGAAAGUGGUAUCGAACUGGAGCAACCAAUAGUGAAAGAGAUGCAUAAGAAUGUCCUCGCAGGGAAAUGGAAAAAUGCAAUCCGUAAUUUAAGAAGCCUACGUGUACAUAAAAAAAUCAUAAAGGCAAUUUCGUUCCUACUAUAUGAGCAAUGCUUUAUCGAGUAUCUCUAUGAAGGGAAGCACUUUGCUGCUCUGAGAUGUCUAAGAAACAGGCUGGCAAAGUUCUGCUUCGACGAGGAUACUUAUAACAGAUUACACGAGUGCACAACUUUCUUUAUGUCCAUGAAUAGUCCCUACUUGACAAAGAGGAGAAAAGAAAAUUAUCAGGCCAAAGUGAAGCAUUCACGUAAGCUCCUGUUUGAAAAAAUGAAUCGCUUGUUACCUGAACACGUUAUUCUUCCUCCGAGGAGACUAGCCAUUUUGCUGCACCAGUCGCUGAAGUAUCAGGUGGACAACUGCUUGUUUCAUAAUAACUUCUCCGAGGCGAAGCUUAUAAAUGCGCUCCUGCAGGGGAAGAAGGGAAGGGAAGAUCUGGACGCCGCCAUCGAGGCGAGUGCCUCCAACACGGUGAAUGCUGCAAAUGGAGUAAACGUUUCAGAUGUUAUGGACUCAGCCGGUCCGAACGCGAACACGCAGAAGAUGCCGCGAAUGAAGCCCACCACCUCUCACAGCGCAGCGUGCCAAGCUAAAACAUUUGAAUUUAAGAAGCAGAAAAAAUCGGAUGAGAAUAGACAAGUGGACCGUGACACUAACUCAUGUUUGAAUAAAAAAAAGAAUAUCAUACAGGAGGAUGAAAUGAACUUUUCUGUGAGCGACUUCUCUAGGUACCACCAGAACGUACGGGGCGAGUGCUCCUCGUACUACCACAAGGGGAGCCCCUGCGAGGUGACCUCCAACGAGGCCCUGCAGGACCAAGCGAUGCUGAACGAUACGCUGCUAAACGAAACGGUGCUGAACCAACCGCCGCCCGAUGAGCCAGACAACCACAUGAACACGACCACCCACCUGUGGGACGACGACCUCGUCGGGGAAAAUCAGUUUAACGUGAACAGUGGCCAGCCCGUAAGAAAAGGCACAAAGCUCAAGUGCGCUCUGCGACCGAGAGAGGCAACGAGGGCGCGCUUCGCUCCAGGCGAGAACGCCCACGCGUCUCAGACAGGGGGAAGCAAGGGAAGCACGGGCAGCAGCGAUGAUGUUAGUGGGAAUGUUAUUGCCAAUGCGAGCGCGAAUUCCACAGCGAAUUCCACCCUGUUGGGAAAUCCCUUCCCCUGCCUCAUGGGAGGCAUCAUCAAGAGCGCCAAGUCCACGGCAGGAAAAAAAUACGCCAAGAUAUGCACUCUCAAUGGGGCCACCAGCGAAGCGCCGAAGGGAGAGGUCACACUAGGGAAAAUUCCAAAAAAGACAAAAACACCAAAUGAGCUGAUCAUUGCAAAAGAAAAAAUGCAGAAAGGCAGUAGCAUAUCCGGUGCGAAGAAUGUGAUUAAUUCGAAGGACGGAUUUGUUACCACGCAAGAGAGGGAACUCCUAAUCAGCCACGAUGGGGGAAAUGAAACUGACGGGACUACUAGAAAGGAGGAGGAGCUGCCCCUUAAAGUAUGCAACGGUGCGGAAGGGACACUACACUCUCAAGAGGGCGAGGAUAACCGUAACAUGCGCCCAGAGUGGAAACACCACGAAAGAGAAGUGCGAGAGGAGGGAAGUAAGCAGUUUACCAGACAAGACAGAACCCAUGGCAGCAUCUGCGAGGGGGCAGGCAGAAAAACGUUUACCCUAUCAUUGCUAAGAAACCAUCAAUGUAAGAAGAUAAAACUGCCAUAUUACUGCAUCAAAAUAUUGCAAGGUCAUAAGGACGAGGUGUGGUACGUGGAUGUAUCGAAGAAUGGAAAAUACAUUGCGUCGGCAAGUAAAGACAAAAGCAUAAUUCUAUGGAAGGGGCUCUACCCCUUUAACAAGAUAAGGGAAUGGAAUGGUCAUGUGGAUGGAGUGAGUUACGUCAUCUGGAGUCACAACAGUAAGUACCUAGUGUCGGGUUCGAAUGAUUCCAAUAUUAUCAUUUGGAGCCCAAAAAGUAAUAAGAAAAAAUUAAGCCUGACAAUGCACAAUGGGCCUAUCACGUCGAUUUAUUGGUCGAAGGAUGACACCACGAUUAUCUCCUCUGCCUUCGACAAGAAAAUCUAUUGUACCAAAUUGAACGAAGAGUUGAAGGGUUUCUCUGUCCUCUACGCCUGGUCCUUUAGCACAAGGAUACAGAAUUUUGUUUUCACCAACAAUGAGAAGUACCUGAUUGCUGUUCCGUCGGAUAAAAACGUUCGAGUGAUCGAUUUUGCCAUAAAGAAGGAAUUAUACAUUUUGCCUGAAUAUGAUACCAUCACCUCUGUGUGUGCUUCCAGCUUGUAUAAUCAUAUCCUCGUCAACAUAGCUGACCAGAGACCUACUGUCAAAUUGUGGGACGUGAAGCACAGAUACAUUAUUCAGACCUAUCGGGGACACAAGCAGGGGAGAUUCAUCGUGCAUUCCACCUUCGGGGGGAAGAAAGAGGACUACGUUAUUAGCGGAAGUGAAGACAGCUUAAUAUACAUUUGGCACAAAACGAAGGGCUUUCUUUUAGACGUAAUAAAUGGCCACGCCUCCACCGUCAGCAUUGCUAUAUGGCCCCUCGCCAGCUCCAAGUUCCCCUACAUGGUGUCCGCCUCGGAUGACCACACCAUCAUGGUUUGGAACGUGCACCCUAAAGCGGCGACCAUCCGCAGGGACUCCCGCAGACGCCGCAAAAAGUUCGUCCACCCCUUCCUGCGCGAGCUCACCAAGUUUCGCCCCGUCGCAGGGUGA